UCUUCCCGUGUGUUUGGAGUAGCUGUGGCGGGUUAGCGGGGUUAGCAGGGUUAGCCGCUCUAAGCGACACUACUGAGCUGUUUUUCUCCUCGGGAACGAAAUAAAUAGCGGAAAACGGAGCGUAGGAAAUGUGGUGAGACUGAGGAUAAGUAACUGCUGCGUUUAUAGAGCUGUGAGUGUGAUAUUUGUGGGUUAAAUCGCGGGGGAAGCCGCGGUUAGCCCGUUAGCCGCUGCUGGUGCUGCUGUAGUUCGGAGCGGAGAGGCGGGGGAUCCGGAGUCUCCGUGUUUGUGGAUGAAUCCGCUUUACUGCAGCCCUUCCUCCGCCAGCCUGCUCCGCCCGGGCUCCCUCUCCUCCUCUCGGGAUCAGACCCAGCUCUCCCCGCGGUACAUGGAUUAUCUGUGUUUCAGGACGCUGUGCUGUAAAGGUCCUCCCCCUCCCAGACCGGAGUAUGACGUAGUGUGUAUCGGACUCACAGGCUCUGGCAAGACCAGUUUACUCUCCAAACUUUGCAGUGAAGCCACAGACAGCAUUGUCCCUACCACAGGUUUUAGCAUCAAAGCUGUGCCAUUCCAGAACGCCAUAUUAAACGUCAAGGAACUGGGAGGAGCAGACUCUAUUAAGAAGUACUGGAGUCGGUAUUAUCAGGGCUCUCAGGGCGUGGUGUUCGUGCUGGACAGUGCCUCGUCAGAUGAAGAUCUGGAGGUGGCACGGACAGAGCUCCACUCGGCCCUGCAGCACCCCCAGCUCUGCACCCUGCCCUUCCUUAUACUCGCCAACCAUCAGGACAAACCCGCCGCCCGCUCUGUACAAGAGAUCAAGAAGUACUUUGAGCUGGAGCCGUUAGCUCGGGGGAAGAGCUGGGUGCUGGAGGGCAGCAUGGUGGAUAACAUGGACGGCGUGAAGGAGAGCUUUAGCCAGCUGAUCCACAUGCUGGAGGAGAAGGAACAGGAGAUCGGGAGGAUAUGAGCCGAGAAAAACCCGGAAAAACUACAAGUCCCAGCAUUUCUCACUCCAGACACUACAGUCCUGCAGCUCCCUGAUUCAGACCGGCCGGCCAAGCCCAGAGCAGAGCUCUGAGUUCUGCAUGAGCUCUGAGUUCAGUACUGACUCUCAGAUCACCUGAACAUCACAUCCAGUCCUUCAGUGUGAGGAUUCAGACCAGCCGGGAACAUGUGGGGCGUGACGUAUCUCUCAGAGUAUGAAAUCUUCUCUCGACGAUGUUUCGUAUCAACAGCGUCGAGUGCAGACAGACAGACAGACAGACAGCGUUCACAACACUUGAUUAUUAAUAUCAGUGAAUUUAUACGGUUAUUAUAGAUUAUUAUUAUUAUUAUUCUCUCUGUAAUACAGAACUAGUUGCACAUUAAAGCUACUUAACUGAAGAAGUUAAACACUUGCUUGGUAUGUAGAGAAAAAAUACAAAACUGGAGUUAAGUUCUACUUAAUCUGUAGAUUGUUCUGUUUAGCCACUUAUGUGUGUGUGUGUGUGUGUGAAUCGUGCAAAUGUAUAUAUGUUUGUGCGCGAUAGGUGUAAGUAAGUGUAAGUGUGUGGAAGUGUGCAAGAGGUGAACGUUUGUACUAAAAAGCCUUAAAUUAUGUGCUAAUGUGUUUUUAAAAACCAAACGAUAACACAGUGACAAAGUGUGUCCUUGUGAGUAUCAGUCUGUAGGUGUUCGAGUGAUCGGACGUCGCCGUAAUGACGUUUUAUUUUUAUUUUUUGUUCUUUAUUUUCUAUUCGUCAUCACUUAUUCCUCAUAGUGUCAAUGGAUUAUUACAAGAUACAAAUCGUAUUGUCAUGGCAUAUCUGUAAAAUGCAUGGCUCUGCUCUCUGUGUAUAAAUUUUAUAAAUUAUCAACAGCAACAACAAAAAUUUGCCAACUACAGAUGCAUUUUUUUUUUUGCAUUUUCAAGGAAUUUUGUCUUUAUUUCAAAUUUUCUUUGCAAAUAUAAGGGAUUCACAUUGAAACCACUGCAGUAUCAGAGUAUUUUAAAAUGGUUUUGAUAUUUGCGUAUCUGUAGCCUGUAGUGAUCUCUUUUCUAAUCGAUAGCAUCAUAUCAAAAUAUCAUACUAAAUUUUUGGUAGCAUUUUACAAUUAAUGAACAGUACUUACGACCGAGACUGGUAACACUAGUUGACACUAGUGAAGUCUAGGGGUGGGUCAAAGUAUCGAUAUCGAGAAACGAUAUAUCAUAUAAUUUCUGUUGCGAUAUGUGGCAUCAAAUAUCAAAUCUGUAUUUUUAUUGAAUCAUAAGACCCCAAUUAGACUUAAUACCACUGCUGCAUUACUCCACUAGGUGGCGCUAUAAUCAAUUAAAUAUCAUUAAUAAACAUUAUUGAUGUGUUGCAUCAAAUAUCGGUAGUUUUAUUAAAAUAUACACACUCUUAAUUCCCUAAAACUGAGCCCCAAUUAGACUUUCUAAAGUUGCUGCUUCAUUACUCCACUAGGUGGCGCUAUGGUCUAAUAAAUAUCAUUAAUAAGCAUUUUCGAUACCUGGCGUCAAAUAUCUGUAGUUUUAUUAAAAUAUACACACACUAAGCUCCUUAAAACUCAGCCCCAAUUCAACUUUCUAAAGUUGCUGCUUUAUUACUCCACUAGGUGGCGCUUUAAUAAAAUAAAGUGUCAAUAAUCAUUAUCGAGAUAUAGAAACAAAUAUCUGUAUUUUUAUUAAAACAAAGAUGCACUAAACUCCUAAAAACUUGCCCCCUGUUAGACUUUCCAAAUUUACUGCUUCAUUACUCCACUAGGUGGCGCUAUACUCAAAGAAAUAGUGUUAAUAAACAUUAUUGAGACAUGGCAUCAAAUAUCUGUACUUUUAUUGAAAUAUACACACUCUAAACUUCUUAAAAUCUCCCCCACUUAGACUUAACAAAGUUACUACUUCAUUGCUCCACUACAUGGCGCUAUAAUCCUUGAAUAGCGUAAAUAAACAUUAUCGAUACAUGGCGUCAAAUAUCAAAUAUCUGUAUUUUUAUUGAAACAAAUGCGCUCUAAACUCCUAAAAACGUGCCCUCUGUUAGACUUAAUAAGGCAACUGCUUCAUUACUCCACUUGGUGGCGCUAUAAUCAAAUGAAUAGCGUUAAUAAUCAUUAUCGAUACAUGUCAUCAAAUAUCUAUAUAUUUUUUUUUAAAAUAGGAGCUCAAAACUCCUUAAAACAUGACAUUAAUUAGAAUUAUUAAAGUUACUUUUUGAUUACUCCAUUAGGUGGUGCUAUAAUCAAAACUCCUUAAAACUCUCCCCCAAUUAGAUUUACUAAAGUUCCUGCUUCAUUAUUCCACUAGGUGGCGCUAUAUUCAAUUAAAUAGUGUUAAUAAACAUUAUCGAUACAAGGCAUCAAAUAUCUGUAUUUUUAUUGAAAUAUAUGUGCUUUUAACAUCUCCCCUAAUUAGACUUAGUAAAGUUACUCCUUUAAUGCUUUAUAGGUGGCGCUAUAAUAAAAUGAGUAGUCUUAAUAAACAUCAUUGAUACAUGUUGUAAAGCAUCAUAGAGAAUUAAUUGUCUUACGAUAUAUUGAGUAUCGCGAUAUGUUAUCGUAGGCAAAUUUUUGUGGUAAUAUUAUGCUAUUGAUUAUUCUAAAAAAGUUUACAUAAAAAUGUUAUAUUUUUUUAUGCAAAUAUAUCUAAAAGGCUUUAGUUUCCUCCUACCAAGGGGUGAGACACUUGCUCCGCCUCUCUCAUGUCCUUCAUCUGCCUCUCAUCUGCUAUUGGUGGAUUCGUGUAAAACUGACCAAUGAACACUCAGGAAAUCACUUAAGACACGCCCAUCACGUCAGAAACCUGUUCUUAAAGUCUUAAUCUAAAAGAGAGAAAUGCGUGUGUAAAUUAUGUGUUUUACCGCUGCUUUUUUUUUUUUUUUUUUUUAGAAAGCAGCAGUAGUUCCUGAGGGGUUCGUAUAAUAAAGAACAUAUAUGAAAAUAAUUAAUUAAUUAAAGACUAAAAAAAGAAAAUGUUUUUCUUUUUGUCUUUCUCCCAAAAUACAAGGAAGUACCAGCAUUAAAAGUUUAAAUUCAUAGAAUAUAUUGUUGUUGUAUUGAUUUAUACAGUAAUACCACUGAUAUUAAACAUUAAAACUAGAAACUAUUAAAAUGUUAAGUCUUAAGAAGAAGAAAAGGUGCGAUUAAUCGCAAUUAAUCACAAAUUAUUGGUGUAGUUAGUCUGAUUAUUUCAUGCAAUUGAUCAGCAUCACUAGUUAUGACAUUUAUUAAUCAUGCAAAUGUUUUACUUUAAUGAUCCUAAACAUUAAAAUUUACUGUAUUGUUUAAUAAUGUGAAUUCUUAACUAGUGUGCAUUAUUUAAUAAUUAUUUACACUAUAUUAAGAAAAGUUUGCAUCCCAAAGCAUUUCAAUCAGUUUGAGAUCAGGCCAGUCAAGUUUUAUCAGUCUAAGUGCUAUUAUAUUAUAUAUAUACACUAAAAUUGAUGUAUAGUCAUGUUGAAACAGGAAGAAGGAAAGUCGUCCCCAACUUUUUUCUGCAUAUUUGAGAGCCUGAAAUUGUCCAAAAUGUCUUGUAAAACUAAAGAAUUAGGAGAUCUUUUUACUGGAACUAAGGAGCUGAGCCUAACUCCUGUAUAAUGAUCCCCCCUCAGCCAAACUUUAGACUCGGCUCAAUGCAGUCAGACUGAAACAAGAAUUGUAAAAUGUUACCAAAAUAUGAAAUGUAUCUUCUUUACUUUUUUUUUUUUUUAUAGCUGUGACUCAUGUACUGUCUCGCUUUUAGUUUAUUUUUUCAUAGUAAUGAAUCACAGUAUCGCAAUAAUAUCACAAUAAUCACAGAUUCUGAUGCUGAUUUUGAUUAUUAUCAUUGUCAUUAUCGUAACAGACACAAUUAUCACUAAUCAAACACACAAAUCCCAGUUCUGUAGACGUGAAUGAAUUCACUGAGCCUUCACUUUUUGUAUGGAAGACGUGAUCUUUGUGUACAGCGUUCUUUAAAUUUAACGUACUUUAAUCCUCAACUCCUUUAAGUUUCUUCUUUUUUCAGAUUUUUAGUUUAGUUUAGGUUUUUUUUUUUUUGUUCAGACUGUUUCUCGGAAUGUAAAGCCCUCCUCUCCGCACCCGUCAGUUGUGCCUCUUUCUCUUUUUGGACACUUUUUAGCUCCUUUUUUCCUCCAGAACUCAAAAACUGCAUUUUCCCGACGGUCCGCGCGAGUCUCGACGAUCGUGUUCCUGUGGCCAAAAGUGUUCCUCUUGUAUAAACCGUACUGACGCCGCGGAUGUGUGUAGUGUGUGUAGUGUAAACAUGUUCAGCACACUGGUGUUGUUGUAUUUGUACCACGAGUUAAAAAAUAUAUAAAAUCAGCUGCCUUUUGUAAUUCAAGAAUUUGUACAUUUUGUUACAGAUUUAGUCUCGUUUUUUUAUUUAGUUUUUUUUUUUUUUGGCGUUUUUUAUUUUUUAUUUUCCCGCAGGGGCAUGUGCCUGUCUUUGUACUGGAAUAAAUCUCUGCAUUUAGCAGUUCUACACAAGCUGCUGACUGUGUGUAUAUACAGUAUAUAUAUGUAAUUUAUGCAUAAUUUCCACUGAGCAACAUGAACAAUAAAGGCUGAAUAAGAAAAAAA
Messenger RNA from Astyanax mexicanus (Mexican tetra), 5556 nucleotides. RefSeq names its product ADP-ribosylation factor-like 15b (gene arl15b). Bases 293 to 967 code for a protein of 224 amino acids. NCBI's taxonomy places the organism in Eukaryota, Metazoa, Chordata, Actinopteri, Characiformes, Acestrorhamphidae. The transcript has 5 exons. The record is from RefSeq and is a predicted model, not a curated record. Gene Ontology annotation, molecular function: GTPase activity; GTP binding.